AUGACAGUCUACGUAGAGCUCCCCAAGCUCAUAUCUUCCCACUCCGUCCAGUCCAAACCAAAUCGCCUCAACAUGUCUCCCGGUCUGGCCCAGCAAGGUGGCACCAGCUACAACAAGCCGGCGCGUCGAUCCAGGAGCCUCGCGGUGCAGGGCUCUUUGGUCAACAAGACGCCCCGAGCUGGCGGCUCGCCCACCUCCGGGACCAAAAUGCACGCACCAGACAGCCAGCGCACCAACUCCAAGCUCACGGAGGCGUUGAAGAACCCGAACUGGCGAGAUCGCGGCAUUGAAAGCGGCUCGUCAUCCUCCGCCAACCUCAGCAUGGACGAGUCUCGCAUUCAUGCGUCCGACGAUGCGCUUUCGCGGCCCCGAGGAUGGCCGUCGUCUUCCUCGGGAAACUCGUACGCCGUCGAGCCGGAUGAUACCAACAAGCGCAAGGUAUCCGCGAUCGAACAAAUGUUCUAUCCCCUUCCGCCGGCCAACGCCACACCUCAGGGGACUACCCCUAAACACGCUGCAGGAAAGCCAACAGUUGGGGCAGAGGCCUCUGGCCUAUUUCGCGUGCUGGGGCAACGUAAACUUGAAGGUUGGUCCAAGGGACCCGACAUGUUCUUGCUCGACGUCUCAGAUCAUCACGAAAAUGGCCCGGCAAAGCACCUCGGCGGCGACGUCUCUGACACCUCUGCACACAUGCAGCACGGGCCUGUGACCAUAAUCUCCACUCAUGCUCGGCAAGCCUACACCGGAGGCAGCCGAGCUGGCGUCAACUUGGCCCACAAAGGAGGCUACACUGAUCAUGGAGUUUAUGGCGAUGGCAAUCUUCAGACUUUCCAUCGCAGCGAUCCCUUGGGCCACCGUAGUCGCCCUGAGACUCGCAACGGCUUGCAUGCGUCGCCCUCAACCCGGAACCUGGAAUCGUUCCGUCACAGCAACGUCUAUGAGACUGGAGCCAUCUCUCAGCACCACUUCGGGCGUAUCACCGCUGAAACGCCCGCUGUCCGCGAAGUGGUUACAGGUGCCCGUCUUACAACCUACGAAGAGGAAUCACGCGCCAAUCUUGACGCCAAAAAUGAAGCUUUCCAACGGAUGCUCGACAAGCUCAAGAAACCAGCUAGGCCCAGCGUUGUGCAGGCACAAGUCUUGAGGGGCAGUAGCCCCAAUUCUGGUCACGGACACGACACCUUUGCCCAUGGCCCAUCUGGACUCGCCCAACAUGACGCCAGUAGUCACGAUGUGGUGCCCGUCGCACGAAGAGAGUUCACUGUGUCCGACUUUACGGUUCCCUACGGACGUGUCAGAAGUAACAUGCAUGAGACGGAGUUUUCCAGUGACUCGACCACCAGCACGACUUCAAGUGCCAGAAAUAACUCGCUGAACCCUAAAGCAAGAGAGUUUCUCUCUUUCAAGCACAGUCUGCGACGUUCACCCCGGCGCGACAAUGAGGGGCUCUUUCAGGAUCCUAUAUAUCUCAGACUGCGUGAUUCUCAACAUCACGACGCAAGCGAGUCAACGGGCUGGGGUGAAGCCGAUCUUGAUGAGACCAAACCAGAUUCCACCCCAGAUCCGUUUAUUCGUCACUACGACAGAAUUGGGCCAAUCCAGGCGCUCAACUUGACUAGAGCGCCGGACGUUCGCAACCUGGUUCCUCUUCAACCCGCCCCUGGCCUGCCCUAUCCGUUUGUCCCGGCCGUCGAUGUCGCGGCUUACCCGCCCGAUCCCACUCAGCUUGUCGAGGUGCCGCACGUUCUACCCAGCUUAUACACUGGAGCCAGCAUCUUUGCUCGCCCCAGCGCGGGCACGAGUGCGUGUUCCGGUACGGCUCCGGCGUACCGCUCGCUUCCUUCUCGGCUCCAAUAUCCACCUCUGCCGGUGGCUCCUCAGCCGGCUGCAUAUACCCCGGCUCCGGCUUUCCCACGAGUCCCCGCUGGUCGUCCAGUUCCUGUGCCAAAGCCUCAGAUGCCGAACGCGCGCGAACAGCAGGCAUACGAGGCGUACAUUGAGCAGCGAAAGGCCAUGGAGCCCGGCUACGCCAUGGAGUGUCGACAGAGGCAGCAACGCAGAGCGAAGCGCAACCAGGCGGCAAGACUCGGUGCUGCCGGAGCUCCUUAG
Purpureocillium takamizusanense is the source of this 2109-nucleotide messenger RNA. RefSeq lists its product as uncharacterized. The record is from RefSeq and is a predicted model, not a curated record. Bases 1 to 2109 code for a protein of 702 amino acids. The transcript is spliced from 2 exons. NCBI's taxonomy places the organism in Eukaryota, Fungi, Ascomycota, Sordariomycetes, Hypocreales, Ophiocordycipitaceae.